CAAAUAUCCAGUUUUCCAAAACUUAAAUUGACAUGCAUUCAGUUUUUGUUAAAUUAUUUUCAAACUUAGACUAAUCAUGAGGUCAUAAAUCAACCCAUGACAAGUUUGUCUCAGCAAACAAGAACACUAACCUUAAUUUUUAACUAGAAUUGUGUGGGUUUUCCAAAUUGGGGCCCAAUUGCUUGUUAGUGGGCAUAUUUGGGUUGGUAACAUUAGGAUACAAUGUCCAGUUGACUUUAAACUUGUUUAAAGCUAUUAGACAUGGGCACGGGGCUUUACAGAGGCCUUUUGUUCAAACAAGGGGAAAGUGGUAUCAGUCCUCUGACAAGGAUGUGGGUGACUGGGAGGUGCGAAGGCCAAAUUCCCCACUUGGGUUCAGAGCACUGACUUCAUUUGUGCCUUGUCUUGGAUGCACAGAUGUGGAGUUCAUGCAAGUGCACAUUUGUAUGUGGGUUCUUUUGGACAGUAGGUUGAGGCCCAAAUGUCCAGGCUUUAUUGAAUGAUUGUGACCUUGUGCUCUGGUAACAGAGUACUGACAAUGAGAAGCUGAUUUUGUUUUGACUCAUUCAUACAUGAGACCAUAUCACAUGCACCAUUUAGGCAUUUUGCACAUUGACUAUAUAAAACUUUAAAAGUCUUUAAUUUUACUUAAAUGGUUUGUUUAACCCUUGUGUUGUCCUUUGGGUCACUGGGACCCGAAAGACAACCAAAGGGUUAAAAUGUGUACAAAUCCACAACUAUUUUCCAGAGGACAUUCAGUUUUCCCAACUCAGAUUUUUAAAUGCCCUAUUAAUGAUUAAGCUUACUCUGGAUAGCUGUGGGUGAAGGCUUUAAGCAGACAUUCUUUUAUAAUGGUUUAACCCAUUCAAACACAUCACACCAUGAGCUGAUGAAUUCUUGUUUUAAUGGUUCUUGCUUGAGCUGCUUUGUAUGCGCAAACAUGACAAUUGUUUAAACACUUCAGACAACCUUUUCUGUAGGUUUUUCAAUCCUCUGCAGAUGGACACACAGCAACACAUGCACAAAGUGCAUACAUGCUCGAAUCAGUGAGAAUAACUUAUUUAUCCAACUUUAAGAUCAAAUAUAUCGGACAAGUCUCUGUUCUUUUAAAAAUAAAUGCUUUGUAGGUUACACAGUCAGCCUCAUACUGGAGUUGCUGAGUCUGUUUCAUGAAUAAGAAAUGGUCAAUACAUGUCUUGGACUGCUAUGUAUCAAUAGUACAUCAAAAAUAAACUGCCUAAAAUGUAACCAGGACAUAAAAGUGAUUUAUCAAACUGCUUCGGAGUAUCAGCCAGCAAUGUGAGGUGCUUAUUCCAGCAAAUGUUUUGCAACAAAUUAUUAAAAUGGUUUUGAAAACUACGCUAUAUUUUUCAAAUAUCACAUAAGUACUAAUGAUGUAAUAACUGGAUGAGGCCUCACUCAAACAAAUCCAAGACCAAAAGUGAUUAUUUUUUAUGUAUAUAUAUUUUUUCCUUUGUGCUGCAUUACUUGGCUUGGUCCAGAGUGAUAGAGAAAGACAUGGCUCGGGCUUGGUCAUUUGAGUUAUGACGUGAAUUUGAAGACUUCAAAUCUCACUGCAGUUUAUUUUGCAGACCCAUGCUACCCCCUUACGGCUGAUACUUGUAACGGCAAUUAUUGGACAGUACCACUAUAUCCUAAUAAAGGGGUGCAAUGUUCACAUUUAGUCGUGAAAUGGACAAGGGUUUUAUGAGAGUCUGUCUUUAACAAAAAACAUGUAAGUCAAUAUACUUUAAGACAAUGUUUUCUCGAUUAUAAUAUCCACUGUACAGUUUUCUUGUCUUUGUCCAGAUGAAAUGAUCCGGAAUGACGUCUUACGUGACGCCAUCAUCAAACAUGGCUGACGAAGAAAACACAAACAUGGAAGUCGAUAAGGAAAAGAAGAAACCUUUUGCUACCACAGUUAAACCACUCGUUGACGAGGUUACCCAACGAAUUGGCAACCAGAACAAUGUCGAAGGCAAAAAGGACGCCGGUGAAAGCAGCCCCACAACGGAAUACUGCGAGAAGCUGCAGGGGUGGAUGUGGCAGUACUACACGGGAUAUGUGAACUGGCAGAGCUGGAUGGCAGCGUCAGCCAUGUCCUCACCUUAUUAUUUACAGUCAGCCAGUGGGGCGUCGACGGUACCACUUGAUAUCAAUUCCCAGAACUGGUAUAACAGCCCGUUUGGUCUUCCGUUGUCGCCUUAUCCACCUGCCGUCUCCCAAAGCAUCCGGGUAGGUGAAGCCGCUGGCGGGGCUGCAGUGGCCGCUCAGCAGCAACAGCAGCCGCGGGAGAACGGAAAUGCACAGAGACCAGGUCGGGAGUAUAGCAUUCCUUCACCUCUCCAAAGACUCCUGGCUGAGAUGGUGGAUUUUUUCAUACUGUUUUUCAUCAAAGCAACCAUAAUCAUCAGUAUUAUGCAUCUUAGUGGAAUCAAGGAUGUUUCCAAGUUUGCCAUGCAUUUCAUAGUGGAGGAAAUAGAUGAGGACACAUCGAUGGAGGAGCUACAGAAAAUGAUGCUUGUUGCACUCGUGUACCGGAUAUUAGUUUGUUUUUACGAGAUUGUGUGCAUUUGGGGAGCAGGAGGAGCCACUCCAGGGAAGUUUCUUGUUGGACUCAGAGUUGUCACGUGUGACUCAUCAAUUCUGGUUCAGCCUAACAGGGUGCUUGUAGUGCCAGCAACUAAUGUCUCUCUGUCUGCAUCCACUGUCCGAGCCUUGAACAAGAACUUUUCAAUUGCCUUCUUUUUCCCAGCCUUCAUCACACUUCUGUUCUUCCAGCACAACAGGACUGUGUAUGAUAUGGUAGCUGGUACAAUUGUUGUCAAACGCUCCAGGAUCAGAUGACCCAGAAGAGAGUCCUACACUAUUACUGAAGAUGCACAGUGCUAAUGUGUUUGGUUUUAUAAAUACCUGCAGAACUCAGACAUUAGCCUUUUAAGGUAUCGUCAGAACAUGCAGGAGCAUUAAGAUGGUUGCAGAGAGUUUGAUGCACAUCAGUAUGAACUAUCGCAGUUCCCUACAACUUCGGUUUGGUUUGUCUCGGACACCUACUGUAUUUCUGCAUGUAUUGCUACAUGCUGCUUUCAGAAACUGUUCUGUGCCAAAUUGAUGUCUCCUUUGAAGACAGGAAUAAUUAUGGUAUAUGCUACCAUUCCGUUAACACAACAUUUGCCUCCUUAAAAUACUAAUCUUCCAGAUUAAGGGUGAAUGUCUCGUAUCACUCAGUAUUGAAGUUGCUCAUCAUGCAUUCAUGAGAUUAUACCUUCAGUAUCUCUUUGUAUUCAGAUUUUGUCUUAAGAGAGUUGUAUACUCAGAUUUUUCAAUUUUGAGUUGUUGACCUUCAUCACUGCAGGAGUGAUGGCCUCACAAUCAGCUCUUUUAGCUGCUGAAAUGCUGUGGUUCUUAGGCACAUUUAAAUGUAUCGAAAGGAAAUGUUAACCUGAUCACAAUUGCUUUUCCUUUUACUCUGAAAGCAUGUGUGUGACUGAAAUUUAAUGUAUGACACAUUUUAUGUGAUUAGCUGUUAUUUGCAUUUAAAAAGAUUAAAUGAAACCACAACUAUUUCCCUG
Perca fluviatilis (European perch) is the source of this 3572-nucleotide messenger RNA. Its product is annotated as protein FAM8A1-like. The record is from RefSeq and is a predicted model, not a curated record. Lineage: Eukaryota; Metazoa; Chordata; Actinopteri; Perciformes; Percidae.